GGAUCAAUUAUGUGCCAAAAUAUGGCUAGGCCUUUCCUUUCUGGCUGCCCACUUCAAUUAUUGGCUAUGAGUCUACUAGCAAUGUUUUUCUGUGCCAGCACUGUGGAAAAUAAGAAACAGGAAGACAGAAGGAACCAGGAAAAGGCAUCUCAAUGGAAUGAAACGAGCAGUCUUCCCUUGCCAUCAUCCCAGGAUUCAGAAAAUACUCCACAAAAGAUUCAUAGCUCGGAUUCCCGGAAUGCUUGGAUGCUCCUCAUGAACAAUGAAGUGAGGAGCAAAAAAAAUAAUAAAAACAAGUCCGGAAAGAUUAAGUUUGGCAUUCCAGGCCUGUUAGAGGCUGCAGAGCCAGCACAAUCUCGUCCAGAUACUAUUACUCAGGAGAAAUUGCUGAGGGAAUUCCAGCUGCUGCUCAAAGGAAUAAUUAGAAAGCAAGAGAGGAUCAAUAUGAAAACCACCAGCAAAACAUGCCAGCGUGGAGAGGAUGGAGAUGGAAAAGAAGAGAAUUUAUUUCCCCAAAAUAGGGUCCCACUGAUAACAAGCAGGGAACAAGGACGAAUAGAAGCAGCAUUCCACUGCCAGACCCGGAAGAACAUUUCAGUGGAUCGACGGUCCCUUCAAGAACUUCAGCUUUAUUAUAUACCUAAGAAAGAGGAGCUAUUCCAUCGUGGCCUAGGUCUAAACCUCAACAAUGGUCAAUAUAUGGCCCCUGUCAGUGGAUACUACAUUUUCAGUGCCAGACUGUAUGUUGUUCCUCAAAUACAUCCUACAAAGUAUCGAUCACGGGCCCGAGAUCGCCUGCGCUUGCUGAUUUGUGUCGAGUCACUCUGCCGCCUGAAAAGUUCUUUGGAAACAGUCAGCAGUUUGGACAAAUCCAGUGAAUAUUUCACUAUUUCAGUCAGUGGAAUUCUCUUUCUGCAGGUUGGCCAGUAUGCUUCAGUUUUCAUAGAUAAUGCAACAGGAUCCUCCUUCAUUGUACGAAGUGGGUCAGACUUCAGGGGUGUCCUCUUAGGUAUCUAAAUGACCUAGAACUGCCUAUUUUUAAGCUGAAAUCCUGCCUUUAAUCAGCUCUAAGCAAAGCUUCUGUCUUUUGGUCAAGUGGAAUUGGAAUCAUUAGAAGCACAAACCCUUGAUUAAACAUCUAAAGGUGAAAAAUGUGAUUGUAGAAAGAGUUCAGCAUGUGGCAGAACAUCCAAAGGAAGAUCACAAGUGACAUUUGAUUGAAGACAAUUUAUAUUUUCCUCUUGCGCUAAAAGUUUGAAAUUUGACCCGUUUCCUAGUAUACCUUUGGACAUGGCUCUCAACCCUACUUUAAUCCCAAGAAUUUACAGUACUUGCUGUUCCCUCCACAACAGAAUGGCUUUAUAAAACAUAAGACUUUUCCUGAAGAUAUUAUCAGCUCAUUAAGUGUAUCAAACACUUCUACCACUCUGCAUGUAUGUACUUACAGAAAUCCUCCGGUGUUUUACCUUUUGUUCAUUUGUAUCUUAGCUUUCUUCCAAGAGCUUAUGAUGGUAAACUCUCUUCUCUAAUAAUUACCCCCACCAAUACUUUGUUGGACUGAAAAGAUCAUGUCAGGGCUAAAGUCAUCUCAUGAAUUUUCGUAAUAAUGAAUUUUGGUCCAAAUCUCCCUGGUUCCAUAUCCAAACCACUGCCCUACAUUAAUCAAUGUGAAAUGUCCUUUUGUAUGGUACUCUACGGCUCUUAACUGAUGACACUAUAUACAUUACUAUCAAUCACAUUGACACAGAUAAUUACAGUAGUACUGGGUUGCUUAUAAAUGCUGCUAACCCUAAAAACUGUUGCCUUACACCUGUCAGUUUACAUUGUUUCGGUGCACUAAAUCCAAGAAUGGAGGAAAGGCAAGUGCACUUUGAAUUUAAUUCCUAAUUGUAUCAGACCAAGUUUAUGAAAUUAUGUGCUCACCAAUUACAGUAAGGGAACUUUUCUUUCAGAGUAAUAGUCUUUAUUUUCCCUGUAGCUAUCAGAACUGUAGUAUGAUAUCCAACAAAACCAACACAGCACCACCCUCUAGCCCUACAGCACCACUGGCACGUAGGCAAAAUUUUAAGCCAUUUCUCUAAUUUAUAUAUCAGAGAAAUGCAGAGGACACACCCUUAUCUAUUCCAGCCUGAAAGCCACUUCUUUAACUGCUGCUCCUUCUCAUAAUCGCUUUCCAUAAGCAAAUACAUAUACAGUAUUUUAGCAAAACUAGUUGGGAGUUAUAGCAGCAGGCAGACACCAGCUCAGUUCGACACAACUUUAUAGGCUCAUAGUAAUCACACAUCUACAAAUUCUAGUUUAAGUUAAAUCCACUUAAAUAUUCAGGAAACUCAGGAAUAAUGCAUUUUAGGAUCUUCCUUUCCUAAAAACACUCUU
Notechis scutatus (mainland tiger snake) is the source of this 2376-nucleotide messenger RNA. RefSeq names its product erythroferrone (gene ERFE). The record is from RefSeq and is a predicted model, not a curated record. NCBI's taxonomy places the organism in Eukaryota, Metazoa, Chordata, Lepidosauria, Squamata, Elapidae. Gene Ontology annotation, biological process: positive regulation of insulin receptor signaling pathway; positive regulation of D-glucose import across plasma membrane; negative regulation of gluconeogenesis. Gene Ontology annotation, molecular function: hormone activity.